Molecule: messenger RNA, 339 nt
Organism: Elephantulus edwardii (Cape elephant shrew)
Lineage: Eukaryota; Metazoa; Chordata; Mammalia; Macroscelidea; Macroscelididae
Gene: UCN2
Product: urocortin 2
Exons: 1
Coding region: 1-339 (112 amino acids)
Biological process (GO): adenylate cyclase-activating G protein-coupled receptor signaling pathway; cellular response to nutrient levels; digestion
Cellular component (GO): extracellular region
Molecular function (GO): corticotropin-releasing hormone receptor 2 binding; hormone activity
Source: RefSeq, a predicted model, not a curated record
AUGACCAGGUGGGCUCUACUGGUAUUGAUGGUGCUGAUGUUGGAUGGGGUCUUCAACAUCCCAGCCACCCCCAUCCCAGCCUUCCAGCUCUCCCCUCACAAUUUCUCCCAGGCCACUCCAAACCCUGUGAUCUCAGAGAGGCCCCUGACCACCACCACAGGAACCUCAGCUACCCAGGGCCACGCCAGCUCUGGUCCCCGCCUUGGACCACGCAUCACCCUCUCGCUGGAUGUCCCCCUGGGCCUCCUGAAGAUUCUGCUGGAGCAAGCUCGGAUCAGGGGUGCCCGGGAACAGGCUGCUGCCAAUGCCCUCAUCCUGGCUCGUGUUGGCCGCCGCUGA